AUGUAUCUCGCUCUCCGUCUGCACUACAGCCUUGCUGCAAGCUUUACCGAGGCUUGCCCUGCCUUUGGAGCAGGCGACCCUCACAAGAAUAACCAUCGCACCGUUUCCGCAUCCACAACCGAGGUUCACUCUAUUGGGCGCAAAACGGACAACACUCGAAGAAAGAGGCGUCGCGCCACCGCCGCGUCCACCCCGGCUCCAGUGAAGGGCAAAUUGAGCCAUGAAAUCGUCGCUCCUGCACGGAACACGAGUUCUAAUGAAGUUCUUAAGGUUAGCAGCGCUCAGAUACAGUCAUUCGUGCGCUAUCGCAUGAAACGUUUUGGAUGGACUUGGGAUGAAGUCGCAGAGAAGGCCGUCGAAGCGUAUGGCAGUCUCGAGCGUGCUGUGUGGAUGCUUAACAUGGAGGACGCGGCUGCCAUGGAGGCAUACAAGAAGGCGAAUCCGGACGGGGCGCAACGUAACGUUAUUGGUGGCAAACCCAAGCCUAGAGAACAGGUGAUUUCCUCUCGACUAGGACCUAACCUUUCGAUCCGAGUCUGGGGUGGCGACCUGGCAUCCAUCCAAUACUACUCCUUCGACUUUGUGAAUGAUCAAGGCCAGCAUAUUCGUACGCCCGAGGGCAUAGAAAUGUUCACCAUGCCAAGUGCAACCAGCCUUUCAUUUCGCGUUAUGUCCAUCGAAGCGUCGACAUCAUCAACGUCCAGGCGUCAAUCUGACGCAGAAGUGCUCCACGACGCAGGUGGCCUCCCCGGGUAUAUGAACCUCAUAAAUCAGGGCAGUGUGGAGGAUAAGUAUGACCCUACUUGGGGGACUUACAUUGUGCAGCAAGGCACUGCCCUCCGCAUCGUGCAACCUGGUCAUGAGGAUCGCUUUCUUACGAUUCCUACAAGAGCCAUGAAUCCUGCCAACAUCUUGGUCCUCGAGCCUUGGCGACCGGCACAACAGUGA
Laccaria bicolor S238N-H82 is the source of this 948-nucleotide messenger RNA. RefSeq lists its product as uncharacterized. The transcript has 2 exons. The record is from RefSeq and is a predicted model, not a curated record. Bases 1 to 948 code for a protein of 315 amino acids. NCBI's taxonomy places the organism in Eukaryota, Fungi, Basidiomycota, Agaricomycetes, Agaricales, Hydnangiaceae.